This is a messenger RNA of Nicrophorus vespilloides, 3528 nucleotides long. Its product is annotated as inhibitor of Bruton tyrosine kinase. Lineage: Eukaryota; Metazoa; Arthropoda; Insecta; Coleoptera; Silphidae. The transcript is spliced from 9 exons. Bases 101 to 3496 code for a protein of 1131 amino acids. The record is from RefSeq and is a predicted model, not a curated record. Gene Ontology annotation, molecular function: protein binding.
UUAAUAUCGUAAUAAAUUUUAAACAAUAUUGUUGUGAUUACAAAGGUGCUUUGUAUAUAUUGACUUUAUAAUAGAGUAUUAUAAUAUCCCAAACAACAAAAUGGUUGUGGAUGAUGAACUAUGCUCAAAUAGAUGCUCUUUAUACAAGCAUGGUGAAACAAUUACAUCUGCUUUAACCAAACAUGAAGUAUCAGAUGCUGAAUUGUGUAGUUUCCUAAAUAAAAUAUGUGAUCAAUGUGGCACAUCCAAAGAUUAUGACCAUCGGUCUGCCUUGCAUGUUGCAGCUUCAUGUGGUCGCACUGAAGUUUGCAAGUGGUUAGUAUGCAGGAAACACAGCAAAAUAGAUGAAAAAGAUACUGAGUCAGGAUAUACUGCAUUGCAUAGGAGUGUUUUUUAUGGCAAAAUAGACACAGCUGUUGCACUAAUAAAACUAGGUGCAAAAAUUAAUAUUUUGGAUUGUAACAAUUUAACCCCCUUGGAUCAUGCAUUGAAAGAUAAUCCAUUGUGUGCAUGGAAUUUUCCUGUGCCAAGGUGGAUCUACAUGUGGGGCACUAAUUUCAAUUACACACUGGGUUCAAGUCAAUCCAAACAUAGUCCUGAAUUAGUGGACACAUUUCAUAAAAUUAAGCCUAAUGCAUUGGUAAAGAAAGUGUGCCUUGAAAAAUAUCACACUGCUAUUUUAACUGAGAAUGGUGAAAUAUUUACUUAUGGUCAUGGGCAAGGUGGCAGAUUGGGAUUGGGAUCAGAAUCAUCUAAUUUAGAACCUACACAAGUUAAGUUUCAUUUUAAUCACAAAUCCCUUGCAAUUAAAGAUGUAUGCAUUGGUAGGGAUCAUUGUUUGUUUCUUGCUGAAAAUAAUACUGUCUGGGCAUGUGGUUCAAAUGCGAAUUUUGUCCUAGGUGUUCAUCCAACGGUUCCUGAAUUAUUGGUACCAAAACCAUCAACUUUGAAAACACCAGUCACAAAUAUAUGCUGUGCGACUUAUCACUCGGUAGCGUGGAGUCCGGUGGCAAUGUACACAUGGGGAUUAAACGGUGGUCAGAUAGGUCACGAUAAGAAUAAUGAAAUUCAUCAAAUUUUACCAAAAAAAGUUACGUACGUGAUGGGAGACUGGUUGCUUAAAGAUGUCGUUGCAAGUAAUGGCGCAACGGCUGUUUUAACAGAUCACGGAGAUAUUUUUGUCCUACAUGAAUUCCAAUGCAGAAAAAUUGCGUCCAAAAUUUUAGAUAUUGAGCGAAUUAAAAUGGUCGGCGGUAAAUUAUCUAUUGACAAGGGUGCUACCGUGGAAUUAAGAGUCGUUGCCUUGACUAAAGCUGGAAACUUAUUGAUUUGGCGAGAAAGUGACCAGCAUUUGGAUCGCGCUAUAUUUACGCUGAAUCGUCUAUUGAAACUUAAAGAUGUUACAUUGAACAACAAGUCUAUGAUCUUGUUGACUAACGACAGAGAAUUGUUUAAGGCCUACCCAGAAACUAGGAAGAAACAAAAAAACCAUGAUAAAAAUAAAUCAAAAAUUUUCAAUAAAUUCUUGAACAGAAAUGAAUGCAUCUUGGUUGAUCUAGAAAGGAUUCCCAAGAUAUUUGCAGCAGAUACAAUUGUAUCUGAUUUAGAAGGAGAUAAUUUUGUCUCAUUGCAAAUGAAUGUAUCUUCAUAUAUAACAAGAGUUCCCAAUAUUUCUUCAUCGACGAUGGAAGAUGAUUUUCAAAACCUUUUAAUAAAACCAGAAACAUCGAAUUUUGUGUUUACAGUGAGAGGAGUUAAUUUCCCUGUUCACAAAUACAUUAUUGGGUUGGGAAGUGAUAAAUUAAAGAAAAUGGUAUCCGAAUGCAACGAAAUUAAAAUUGACUCGAUACAUCCACAAAUAUUCGAGCAGUUGUUAAAUUAUCUUUACACCAAUGAUUGCGAACUAUUACAUGCAGGGCCAUGUUCUGUUAAUAUAACUCCAACGGUGAAAUCUAAAAUCGAAGUUGAAGAGUUUGUCAACUGUGCUGGUAAAUCGGUAUUUGAAGUGUAUAAUAGCCAAUCAAAGAACACACAGGAAAUUGAAGUCACUGAUCCAGUAAAGUUGCUUCAGGACGCAGCCAAAUCAUUAGGGUUAAAUUCUUUGUAUAAUGAUACAUGCAAAUGUGUAUAUUCUAAUGGAGUGAUUAAGUAUAAAACCGGUAAAGAUUUUACUCCAAAAAUACUUAAAUUCAAAAUCGAUGAUUUAGUGGAACUGCACGAUAUUCAAAUUGAAUGUAAAAGUGAUAAAAUUGUGGCUGCUCAUAAGUGCAUAUUAGAAGCCAGGUCCGAAUUCUUUAGGAACAUGUUUUCUGUUCGGUGGAAUGAUGAUAAAUCAACUUGCAAACUAACUCUUCCGUUUGCAUAUUCCACAAUAAAUCGGUUAAUGAAUUACUUGUACAUGGAUCAGGUUAGCUUAGAUAAUGAUGAUUUAGAUACUGUAUGUAAUUUACUAGUGUUGGCUGAAUAUUUACUUAUGGACCGAUUGAUAGAAGUCUGCGAAUUUACUUUAUCGAAGAUGAUAACUUUCAAGAACGUCUUAACUGUUAUUUCAUUGGCGCAUACUUACAACGCGAAUCAAUUGAAAAUCUGUUGCAUGGAGUUUAUUUGUUUAAAUAUUGCUGCAUUUUUGGAGUCGAGGUGUUUGGAAGAGAUCGACGAAGAAAUUCUAAUAGACUUAACGAAGUUUUAUGCCACAUGGAAUAGAUAUAUGAGCCACAGGAUCAUAACUCCGUAUUCUGAUAAUACGAGCGACGAAGUUAUAAAAGAAAUACACAAAUCUAAUCCUGUUAACAUGGACUUUAACGAUGAAAUAAUUGUGACACCCAAUUUAUCUCAAAGGAAACGAACUAAAUCUCAUAAAUCAGGUAGCCAGAAGAAAUCAGAAUCCAAACAAGAGCCAGAGGAGAAAGUAACUGAAUCUGUUAUAAUCCAAUGCCCCGAAGAAAAAAUAAAUGUAAAUAUGAUAACGCCACCUCCGGCAAGAAUAAAAGCUAUUUCCUCUGCCAUGGAGAAAAUAGCACUCGAUAAUGCUGAUGAAGACUACUUCGUCAACUUAACUAAAGGAGAUUUUCCUGAUCUCAAUGAAUCGUUCGCCAGUCCAGAUGGCAGCAGUAAAACCAAAUCCGAACAUCGUCCGGAUAAACAUAAAAUGCAAAAGGUAUCUCAGAAAAUGAGAAAACGAUUGUCGUCCGAGUGUUCAUUGAACGCCGUACCAGAGAGUCCCAAAAAUCCAUGGAAAAGAAUCGAACCGCUAAAAAGUCCAAUUGGAUCAUCCGACGCGAAAGCAAAUAUAAGUACGAUUAUAACGGAGGAGAAGAAGCAGAAAGAAAAUUUGACGAAAAUAAAAAGCAAAUUGCUUAUCUAUACACAGUUGGAAGAUAAAGCUAUUGAAGAGCUGCAGAAGUUUUACAACGUCGAUAAUAUUUCGGAUGAGGUCAUUGAAGCGGGAAGGGUUGAAAUCGGUUUAGUGGCUGCACCUAUUUGGGUACAUAAAUAAAAUUAAAUGAUUUUUAUUUACAUUAUAAUCGU